Eublepharis macularius is the source of this 2464-nucleotide messenger RNA. RefSeq names its product janus kinase and microtubule interacting protein 2 (gene JAKMIP2). Gene Ontology annotation, molecular function: kinase binding; microtubule binding. NCBI's taxonomy places the organism in Eukaryota, Metazoa, Chordata, Lepidosauria, Squamata, Eublepharidae. The coding region runs from base 1 to 2457 and encodes 818 amino acids. The transcript has 20 exons. The record is from RefSeq and is a predicted model, not a curated record.
AUGUCAAAAAAAGGGCGCAGCAAGGCUGAAAAGCCUGAGGCACUAAUUAUGUCCUUACAAGCUGCCAAUGAAGAUCUCAGGACCAAACUAACAGACAUUCAAAUUGAGCUUCAUCAGGAGAAAUCUAAGGUAAAUAGACUUGAAAGGGAGAAAACCCAAGAAACGAAGCGGAUCCGGGAGCUGGAGCAGCGUAAGCAGACAGUGCAGAUCACUGAACUGAAAGCUAAGCUCCAUGAGGAGAAGAUGAAGGAGUUGCAAGCUGUGCGGGAAAAUCUUAUCAAACAGCAUGAGCAGGAAAUGUCACGGACAAUGAAAAUUAGAGACAGUGAAAUCCAGCGGCUUAAAUCAGCACUGUAUGCAUUGCGGGAAGGGAGCAGUGACAAAGUACGGACAGCACUGACUAUUGAGGCUCGUGAAGAGGCCAGAAAACAAUUUGACACUGAGCGCCUUAAGCUUUUGCAGGAAAUCACCGAACUAAAGUCAGCCAAAAAACAGGUUGAUGAAGCUCUUAACAACAUGAUCCAGGCUGAUAAGAUCAAAGCUGGUGAUCUUCGAAGUGAGCACCAAUCCCAUCAGGAAGCUAUCUCUAAGAUCAAAUGGGAGAGUGAAAGGGAUAUUCGCAGGCUGAUGGAUGAGAUCAAAGCAAAAGACAGAAUCAUCUUUUCCUUGGAGAAAGAGCUAGAGACACAGACUGGAUACCUUCAGAAGCUCCAGUUGCAGAAAGAGGCUUUGGAUGAGCAACUCUUCUUAGUAAAGGAGGCUGAAUGUAACAUGAGCAGUCCCAAGAGAGAGAUCCCAGGCAGAGCAGGAGAUGGCUCUGAACACUGCAGCAGUCCUGAUUUACGCAGAAACCAGAAGAGGAUGGCAGAGCUCAAUGCUACUAUAAGGAAACUUGAGGAUAGGAACACACUGCUUGUAGAUGAGCGGAAUGAACUGCUGAAACGUGUUCGGGAAGCUGAAAAACAAUGCAAACCUCUCCUGGAAAGAAAUAAGUGCCUCUCCAAGAGAAAUGAUGAACUCUUGCAGUCAUUGCAGCGCAUGGAGGACAAACUCAAAGCAAUCACUAAGGAAAAUUUAGAAAUGAAAGAAAAAAUGACAACACACCCUCCUUUGAAGAAAUUAAAAUCUCUCAAUGACCUGGAUCAAGCUAAUGAAGAACAAGAAACUGAAUUUUUGAAACUUCAGGUUAUAGAACAACAGAACAUAAUUGAUGAGUUGACACGGGACAGAGAGAAACUUAUUCGGCGCAGGAAGCAUAAAAGAAAGCUAAUUAAGAGGCAUAUAUUGGACACAGUGUAUGGGGGUGAAGAUGACUCCAUGGACUCUGAAACUUCAUCCAUGGCUUCCUUCAGGACAGACAGAACACCAGCAACUCCAGAUGAAGACCUGGAUGAAAGCUUAGCAGCUGAAGAAUCAGAGCUCCGAUUUCGACAAUUAACAAAGGAGUACCAGGCCUUGCAGAGAGCAUACGCAUUACUGCAGGAACAAACAGGAGGGAUCAUAGAUGCUGAACGAGAAGCCAAGGCACAAGAACAGCUCCAAGCUGAAGUCCAGAGGUAUAAAGCGAAAAUAGAAGAUCUGGAAAAAACACUGGCCCAGAAAGGACAGGACUCCCACUGGGUAGAAGAUAAGCAACUUUUUAUUAAGAGGAAUCAGGAGCUUUUGGAUAAGAUAGAAAAACUGGAAGCAGACAACAGUCGAUUGCAACAAGAGCUACAAGAUGCCAGAGAUCAGAAUGAGCUGUUAGAAUUCCGAAAUCUAGAACUUGAAGAGAGAGAAAGAAGGUCUCCACCAUUUAAUCUCCAAAUCCACCCAUUCUCUGACGGCGUAAGCGCUCUGCAGAUUUACUGCAUGAAAGAAGGUGUCAAGGAUGUUAGUAUUCCAGACCUCAUAAAGCAGUUAGACAUCUUGGGAGACAAUGGAAAUUUAAGAAAUGAAGAGCAGGUGGCCAUAAUUCAAGCAAGCACUGUAUUAUCCCUGGCAGAAAAGUGGAUACAGCAGAUUGAAGGGGCUGAAGCAGCUCUGCACCAAAAGAUGAUGGAACUGGAGAGUGACAUGGAGCAAUUCUGUAAAAUAAAAGGUUAUCUAGAGGAAGAACUGGACUACAGGAAACAAGCUCUUGAUCAAGCCUACAUGAGAAUCCAGGAGCUUGAAGCUACAUUGUACAAUGCUUUGCAGCAAGAAACGGUGAUAAAGUUUGGAGAACUGCUGAGUGAGAAACAACAGGAAGAGCUGAGGACUGCUGUAGAAAAAUUAAGAAGACAGAUGCUGAGAAAAAGCAGAGAAUAUGACUGCCAAAUCCUACAGGAGAGGAUGGAAUUACUUCAGCAGGCACAUCAGAGGAUCCGAGAUUUAGAAGAUAAAACUGACAUCCAGAAGAGACAGAUCAAGGAUUUAGAAGAAAAGUUUCUCUUUCUCUUCUUGUUCUUCUCUCUUGCCUUUAUUCUUUGGCCUUGAUUGUGCC